AUGUUUGAGAGAAUGAGUGGAGUGGUUGAUGUUAUCAUCCCUGGAUAUGAGGAAGAUUUCAAUUGGUAAGCAAUGUUGAUUUCCCUCCACUAUCGCAAAAUUUUUGAAUUCAAAUGUUGAGUUGUUCUUUAGUUUUUGCCUAUAAAAGGCUAUUGCCUCUCUUCGAUAUCGUGUACAUCAUUCUCUACCCCCAUCUCUUCUCUGUCUUUCUGCUCUCUUUUCUGUUGUUUGUUCUUUGUUGAGUUUGUUCUGCCUUUCGUAAGUGUGAUAUUGUGAGAUUUGAUUGUUUGCAAUGAGUCCUCCUUUUGAUCCUAUCAGUAAGAUCGUUCCUCCACGUGAGGCCUGGAGGAUCAAAGUUAGGAUACUAAGGGCUUGGACUGUACCUAGCUUUGGUAAUGCAGAUGUUCCAAAUUCAAUGGAACUUAUUCUGGUUGAUGAAAAUUCUACCAAAAUCCAGGCCACUAUAAGGAAGCAACUAAUCCACAAGUUUAAAGAUCAUCUUCUUGAAGGCAGUUGUUAUAAGAUGAGCUAUUUUGCUGUUGUUUCAAACCAAGGUUCUUAUAGAGCUACAAAGCAUGAGUUCAAACUCAUUUUUCUGUUUCGUACAACAGUGACAACAAUUCCUGAUGAUAUAAUACCCAAGUCUUGUUUUUCUAUAUAUCCCUUUGAAGACAUAUUGCAAAUGAGUCAGGAUCAUGACUAUUUAGUUGAUGUAAUUGGUCUUUUGACAUUGGUUGGGGAAGAGAAAAACUAUGACAGGGAUGGUAAAACGGUUAAGAUGGUGGUUGUCGAACUUUCUUCACAAAAGAUGAUGCUGCGAUGCACAUUAUUUGGAGAGUACGUGGACCAGUUAAAUGAUUUUCUUGCUUCUGGUUAUGUUGAGCAACCGGUUGUCAUUGUUCAACUUGCUAAGAUUAAACUUUUUCGAGGUCAACCUAGUCUCCAGAAUGUUAUGAAAGCAACAAAAAUUUACUUUAAUCCUGAUUUGUCAGAAGUUAUUGAUUUUCGAAAAAGCAUGGUCGAACAAGGGAUUAAUGGCACUCAACCUUUAUUCAUUGCGAAUGAGGGAAAAUCUGUUUCAUUGGAGGAUGACUUCAUGCGCUUAACUAGGCGAUCCACAAUAGAUCAAUUACAUGAUAACAAAGAGGAUGGGAGUUUUGUUAUUAUGGGUACUAUCACUGAUAUUGUUGAAGAGGGUUGUUGGUGGUAUUCCACUUGUGUGUGUGAAAAGGCAGUUUAUCCUGAGUCUGGGGUCUAUUUCUGUGAUGUUUGCAUGCAUCAUGUGACAAAUGUGAUUCCAAGGUUCAGACUUAAAGUAGCAGUUUCUGAUCAUACUGGACAGGGCAUAUUCGUUUUGUUCGAUCGUGAAAUAGCUUAUUUGCUUAAAAAAGCAUGUGCUGACCUUUUUAAUGAAGUCCAAAAGGAGCCAACUGUUCUGUGUGGAGAUAGCUAUCCUAUUACAUUUAAAACUUUAGAGGGUAAAAAAGUUUUACUAAAAGUAGAUACCAAGUCCCUUGGUAUAGACAAAUACUUUGGAACCUUUCGUGUAAAAAGGAUUUGUGAUGACCCAACUAUUAUUUCUAUGUUUGAGCUUGCUGAGAAUGAGAACGAAGUGACACCUGUCAAGGAUGCAUGUGUUCCUGGGAUUGGUUUGGACAUAGGUGAACCCUCUUAUACACAGCCUACCUCAAAAGAUGUUAAGCUUUCAGUCUUGGAUAAGGAUGAAAGUGUUCCUGGUCUUGAUGACAUUUCGAUAGAUAUGGACACUAAUAGGAAAUCUGUUGUUCCUCAAGUUUCUGGCGAUGAUGAUGAGAAUCAGGUCUUUAGUGAUGAAGUUGGCUCAUUGCUCAACUCAGGUGUUGAAGAAACUCAGGACUUCCUAUCUCAUCUUCUGGAUAAUUCGGACAACAUUGAUGUUUCUUCUAUUUGCAAUGAUGGUGUGCGUUCCAAAGUGAAGAGAAACCUUGAAUCAGAUUUUCGGAAAGCCUUGGAGGAAACUGUUGGUCCUUCAUCAAAGAUGAUCAAGGUUGAAGAUAAUUAGGAUGGAUAGUUAUUUAGCUGAAGUUAGCAGCUUUAAUAGGGUUAUAUGACUUAAAUUUCGAAUUAGAUUUCAUAUUUCUCAUGCUGACUUAUAUUUGAAGUGUGUCCUUUUUUUUUUUGAGGAUAUGUCCAACUGUUAGGAGAGUCACAACUUAUCCCUUCAUGUUUUGGUUGGUCUGUUGUAAGUAUUGUUAUGCUUUUUUGAAUUAGGAAGGGUUUGUGUUAAUUUCAAAUGUACUCUGCUAAAGAUUGUACAUAUUGUCAUGUAUUUAGAAGGACAUAGGUUAUAGUCAGAGUGUGGAAUUAUAAUGUCACUUUUGUGAAUGUAAGCAAGCAAGUGUAAUGAAUUUUAUAAUAUUAAUGGAAGGAAAUAGCUCCAU
Arachis ipaensis is the source of this 2420-nucleotide messenger RNA. NCBI's taxonomy places the organism in Eukaryota, Viridiplantae, Streptophyta, Magnoliopsida, Fabales, Fabaceae. The record is from RefSeq and is a predicted model, not a curated record.